CAUUUUUGUUCCUAUGUAUGUCGGGCUGGUGGGAAAUCUCAUAAAUACCAUGAUAGCAACGGUUUGGAUCCCUUUGCAGGCUAAACCAAAGGCAGACCAUCGUGUGACGGAGCACAGCACAUCGCAGUCUGGCAGCAUGUUUAGCAUCAGAGAAAUCCUACGCCUGAUGAAGUUUCCGGGAGUAAUGGAAGUUUUCAUAGUCAAGGUCUUUGCUGGACUUCCCAUAGGUUUGUUCUUGAUUAUGUUUUCCAUCAUCUCUAUGGAUUUCUUUGGCUUGGAAACAGUGGAGUCUGGAUACCUGAUGUCCUAUUUUGGUGUCCUUCAAAUGGUUGUCCAGGGUCUGGUUGUUGGAAAACUCACCAACCACUGCACGGAGAGGACCCUGCUCAGGCUCAGUGUCUUCGUCUUCGCUGCUGUGGGCCUAGGCAUGGCCCUGAUGAGGACCGUGUGGCACUACUGCAUAGUUGCGGUGCCGCUGGUGUUUGCCUUCAGCAUGCUGGGCACCAUCACCGACAGCAUCCUCACCAAGGCCGUCCCCUCCUCCGACACCGGUACCAUGCUUGGGAUCUGUGCCUCGGUCCAGCCCUUGACCCGGACUGUGGGCCCCACCAUUGGCGGAGUUUUAUACAAACAAUUUGGAGUCUCCUCUUUCGGCUAUUUACAGCUAAUUGUCAAUAUGGGUUUGUUUGUUUACCUCUUAAAGAGUAAAAUCCCACUGAAAGAGACAAAAAGCCAGUAA
Molecule: messenger RNA, 739 nt
Organism: Phaethon lepturus (White-tailed tropicbird)
Lineage: Eukaryota; Metazoa; Chordata; Aves; Phaethontiformes; Phaethontidae
Gene: SLC67A1
Product: solute carrier family 22, member 18
Exons: 6
Biological process (GO): transmembrane transport
Molecular function (GO): transmembrane transporter activity
Source: RefSeq, a predicted model, not a curated record